AUGUUGAAUGUUACACGAUUUCUUUUGAAGCAUAGACUGUCUUUCCCUGGAUAUGAUGAGUCAAGUAAUUCUUUAAAUAGAGGAAAUUUUUUUGAAUUACUUCAAUGGCACAGCCAACAAAAUGAGGAAGUUUCAAAGGUUGUUAAUCAAAAUGCUCUCGGAAACAAUCAAAUGAUUUCUCCAACAAUUCAAAAAGACCUUACGCGUGCUUGUGCCUCUAAGAUCACACUUUCCGUAAUUGAAGAUAUUGGAAACAAUGUUUUCUCCUUAAUGGUUGAUGAAUCUCGAGACAUUUCAGUGAAGGAGCAAAUGAGAGUUGCUUUGAGAUAUGUGAACAAAAGAGGACAGGUGACUGAACGAUUCCUUGCAAUUGUACAUGUAUCUGACACUAGCUCUCAUUCUUUGAAGGAUGCUAUCGAUGCUUUAUUUGUGAAACAUGGAUUGUCAUUAUCUAGACUGAAAGGUCAAGGAUAUGAUGGAGCUUCAAAUAUGCGAGGAGGAUCAUGUAAAAGAAGAGAUCAACUUAGGCAAAUUGAAGAUGAUAGGAUUGUUGCGAUGUUGGAGGGUGGAGAGAUUCUGAUACAAGUGUUGGAGAUUAUUUGUGAUGAUUCUAGUUGUUUUGAUGGUAGAGGAGUUGCCAAAAGUUUGAUUCAGAAAAUGGAGAAUUAUGAGUUUGUUUUCAUGUUGCACUUGAUGAAGAUGAUAUUACGAAUGGCACAUGAGUUGUCACUUGUGUUACAACAAAAGGAUCAAAAUAUUGUCCAAGCCAUAAGUUUGAUUAAGAGUGUGAAAGAUCAAUUUCAAAUAUUUAGGGAAGAAGGAUGGUAUACAAUUACAGAUAAAGUCAACACAUUUUGUGAGUUGAAUGAGAUCCCAGUGCCAAAGAUGAAAGAUAAUUGUUUGAUUGGCGGUCGUAGUAGGCGUAGAAGGAAAGUCAUCACCAAUUUACAUUAUUAUCAUGUGGAGAUUUUCUAUCAGGAUCCAAAUUUUUCUGGAAUUGAAGAUUUGGGAAGUUUUGCACAGAAAAUUGUUGAAACUCUAAAAAAUCAAGUUUAUCCAUUGGUUUAUUGUUUGGUUGAGAUGACAUUAGUUUUACCAGUUGCGACUGCUUCUGUUGAAAGAGUAUUUUCUAUGAUGAAGACGAUAAAGAUUGAUUUAGGUAACAGAAUGGGAGACGAGUGGAUGAAUGGUAGUCUAGUCGUAUACAUCGAGAAGGAUAUCUUUUCAACAAUUGAAAUGAGCAAAUAUUACAUCGUUUUCAAAAGAUGA
Molecule: messenger RNA, 1269 nt
Organism: Zingiber officinale
Lineage: Eukaryota; Viridiplantae; Streptophyta; Magnoliopsida; Zingiberales; Zingiberaceae
Exons: 4
Coding region: 1-1269 (422 amino acids)
Source: RefSeq, a predicted model, not a curated record